AUCCUUCAUUUCCAUCCACAUUUCAAAAUCAUCUACCCAACUCUUGGCUCAGCACCGUUUCCAAGACAUUAGUUCCUUCAGCCUCCAGACACCUUCACGAAUCGUGACUUUCACUGCCUCGCGGGCUUCAGUGGACGCAGCACUCCUCAAUCCGUUGUCACCAGGCUAAGACCUCACAUUUGUGCGGUACCUCCUUCCAUCUUCCGCAUCUGCCGCGACCAAGAUGAAAUAUUCCGUCGAUCUGUUCAGGCAUCCCGCCUAUAUUGGUACGAAGCGUGCGCACUACGUCGAGGCCGACAACGAUUGUGACGACGACGAGGACAGUGUGAAGGUAAAGAAGGAGGAGGACAAUGCGAAGGUAAAGAAGGAGGAGGGCAACGCGAAGAUAAAGACGGAGAAGGACAACGGGGACAGCAAUGGCAACGACUACAAGUACUCCCCACCAGCUCGGAACGUCAGGAGGAAACUGGAGCGCAGAGAAUGCGGGACCUGCUGCAACGACGUCGCCGUCAACCGCUUCCCGAAAGAGCCACAUCCCGGCGCCAGCUGGAUGCAUGGGCGCAGCGUAUGUUUCGAUUGCUGGCAGCGCCACCUGGACGCCGAAGUCGAAGAGAAGUCCUGGGAUGCUGUGAAGUGUUCUCAGUGCGAUCAGACGCUACGGGAGCCAGAGAUCAAGAAGCUAGCUUUGCCCGGGACAUACGCUGCAUGGCAAGAAAAAGCCCUCCAGAGCUAUCUACAAAGCGAACAAGAUAUCUACCCAUGUCCAGCAGCAGGCUGCAAAGCCCGUGGAGUCGUGCUCCCCGGGAAUCACAUCCUCGACUGCAAGAGCUGCGGAUACAGGUAUUGCAUCGACUGCAAGGCGCCGAUGCACGAAGAAGAAGUCUGCAGUGCGUACCAGAAGCGCUUGAAGGAUGACGUCAAACGGGAAAAGAGGAGAAAGCGCCAGGCCGAAGAAAACAACGCUUCGGAGGAAGUCGUCGACAAAACAUCCAAGCCGUGCCCGAAUUGCUCCAGCCGACUGGACAAGUAUGCAGGGUGCGACCACGUUACUUGUAAGCGUUGCAGCCACGAGUUCUGUUGGUGCUGCUCCGCACCGUACCAGGGCGCGGCCGGCAUCUGGAAAGCAGGCAAUUCCGCACACAAAUCAACGUGUCCUCAUCAUCCGGGGAAACUUCCGAACCUCGCGAAACCCCACGCAUACGACACGGACUCCGACGACAACGACUCUGAUGACGCCGAGGACGGAGAUGAGGCCGGAGACGAGGAUAGAGAUGAAGACUGAGAGGCCGACCAAGCGAGCAAGGCUGCAAGAGCCACGCAUCGUGACAAAUAUCGCAAGUGGAGACACCACCCGAUCACAGAUCUCAUUAGUGGCGCCAAACCCUCCGGCCCAUCACCGAGAUCUGGCCGGAGUGCGAGACCGAGGUAGACCGGACCACCCAUCCAAAAUCGAGCAGUCUGGAACGCGAUGAUGUCAAAGUGGGAAGAUGGUCGUUUCACGAUGGAGUCAGUGCUGUGCGGAGGGGAUGUCCGAUAGUUACCGACACCACAAUUGACGCUGGUAACCGCAGCCCGGCCCAGGAUAUGAUGUGUAUGUGUGUG
This is a messenger RNA of Neohortaea acidophila, 1602 nucleotides long. RefSeq lists its product as uncharacterized. Gene Ontology annotation, biological process: ubiquitin-dependent protein catabolic process; positive regulation of proteasomal ubiquitin-dependent protein catabolic process; protein polyubiquitination. Gene Ontology annotation, molecular function: zinc ion binding; ubiquitin protein ligase activity; ubiquitin conjugating enzyme binding. The record is from RefSeq and is a predicted model, not a curated record. Gene Ontology annotation, cellular component: cytoplasm; ubiquitin ligase complex. The transcript has 4 exons. Bases 224 to 1282 code for a protein of 352 amino acids. Lineage: Eukaryota; Fungi; Ascomycota; Dothideomycetes; Mycosphaerellales; Teratosphaeriaceae.